CCUGCCUCUAAAAUGAGUCUCUCUGGGGAGAGAAAGGAGGGUGACCCUGCCUCUAAAAUGAGUCUCUCUGGGGAGAGAGAGGAGGGGGGCCCUGCCUCUAAAAUGAGUCUCUCUGGGGAGAGAAAGGAGGGUGACCCUGCCUCUAAAAUGAGUCUCUCUGGGGAGAGAGAGGAGGGGGGCCCUGCCUCUAAAAUGAGUCUCUCUGGGGAGAGAGAGGAGGGGGGCCCUGCCUCUAAAAGGAGUCUCUCUGGGGAGAGAAAGGAGGGUGACCCUGCCUCUAAAAUGAGUCUCUCUGGGGAGAGAGAGGAGGGGGGCCCUGCCUCUAAAAGGAGUCUCUCUGGGGAACAUGACACCAAAGCUAAGAGUCCAAUCAAGCAGGAGAGACCAGCCUCCCCUGUUCCCAGCUGUGUGUCCAUGAAGAGUGACCGGUCUAUGAAGCAACCUUUACAGUUUAGAGAGGGAGACUUUUCUACUGAACAAAGAAACCAACAGGAGAGAUCAGAGUCAGAGAUUCUCAGUGGUCAGUCUUCCCAGAGUCAUCAAACAGACCUGGACUCCAUAUUCAGUAUGCUUGAAGAUAAAAUUAUGACAUUUGUGAAGAACGAGCUGAAGAUGUUCAAGAGGAUUCUUAGUCCAGAACUCCCAGAAGGCUUUGAGAGUCAGAAACGGGAUAAGGAAGUGGUGGAUGCUGAAGAUGAGAAGCAGGAGAGCAGUGCCAGAGAGGGGGCUCUGAAGAUCACACUGCACGUCCUGAGGAAAAUGAACCAGAAGGAGCUUGCUGACACACUGGAGAAAUAUGAGCUCGCUGUGAUUUGCCAACGUGAACUCAAAUCUAAUCUACAGAAGAAGUUUCAAUGUGUAUUUGAGGGGAUCGAUCAACAAGGAAACCCAACACUUCUCAAUAAGAUCUACACAGAGCUCUACAUCACAGAGGGUGGAACAGGAGAGGUCAAUAAUGAACAUGAGCUGAGACAGAUUGAGACAACAACCAGGAAACAAGCAAGAUCAGAGACUGCAAUCAAAUGUAAUGACAUCUUCAAACCCUUAACUGGACAAGACAAACUUAUCAGAACUGUGCUGACAAAGGGAGUCGCUGGCAUUGGAAAAACAGUCUCUGUGCAGAAGUUCAUUCUGGACUGGGCUGAAGGAAAAGCAAAUCAGGAUGUCCAAUUUGUAUUUUCAUUCCCUUUUCGGGAGCUGAAUUUGAUGAAAGAGGACAAACACACUUUCAUUGAACUUCUCACAGAGCCAUGAAGAAACAGUCAAGUACAUCAAGGAGAAGAUCGGGGAGGAUCUCUCUCCAGAGAGGAGCAUCAAUCUGUUCCACUGUCUGAAUGAACUGAAUGACCAUUCUCUAGUGGAGGAGAUCCAAAGCUACCUGAGAUCAGGAAGUCUCUCAAAACCCAACCUGACACCUGCACAGUGGUCAGCUCUGGUCUUUGUGUUGCUGACUUCAGAAAAGGAGCUGGAUGUGUUUGACCUGAAGAAAUACUCCAGAUCAGAGGAAGGUCUUCUGAGGCUGCUGCCAGUGGUCAAAGCCUCCAGAGCUGUUCUGCUGUCAGACUGUGGAGUCACAGAGGAAGGCUGUGCUUCUCUGGUCUCAGCUCUGAGGUCAAACCCCUCACACCUGAGAGAGCUGGACCUGAGCUACAAUCACCCAGGAGACUCAGGAGUCAGACUGCUCUCUGCUGGACUGGAGGAUCCACACUGCAGACUGGAGAAACUCAAGUAUGUAGAGGGUUUAUGUCAAUGUUCAUAUCAGACAUGUUGGACUUAUCAGGCUGGUUAAGACAAACAUUCUUACCAACACUUGACAAAGUUAGAUACUGACACACUGGACUCACACACAAAGGAAACACAAACUAGACACAAACACACACACAAUGAACACACACAUACUCACAGGACAUUCUUACCAAUGAUUGACCCUGUGUGUGUGUCCAGUGUGCAUGUGUGUGUGUGUCCAGUGUGUGUGUGUGUGUGUGUGUGUGUGUGUGUGUGGGUGUG
Messenger RNA from Oncorhynchus nerka (sockeye salmon), 2007 nucleotides. RefSeq names its product NACHT, LRR and PYD domains-containing protein 3-like. Lineage: Eukaryota; Metazoa; Chordata; Actinopteri; Salmoniformes; Salmonidae. Gene Ontology annotation, biological process: intracellular signal transduction. The record is from RefSeq and is a predicted model, not a curated record. The transcript has 6 exons. The coding region runs from base 13 to 1254 and encodes 413 amino acids.